UCGCGUUUUGCGGCUAAAAAAAUCUUUGGAUUUAUUUUUACGGCUUUAUUUGUUUGAAAGGAAUCUCCUUCACAGAAUCUAACUCGUUUUUUCAUCAUGUCCAUUUUUCGCGGACAAUAGAGUAUCAGGAUUGAAUGUUGGGGCCCUGAGGUUCAAUAGAAAUAUUCAAAUCUGUAAGGAAUAUGGAUUCACUACCAGAAGUUUCUUCUACUAUGGCAGAAGACUCGGAAGUUUUGAUUGAAAUCGAAGUGUCUCAACCGCAAAAAGGAAUAUCUCUAGCCGAAGCUGCUAAUGCUCUCAUCACCCUACAAGUGCCCUCAAAAGAACCUACACCUCCAAUGUCCAUUUCCUCCAGCAGAUCUGGAGAAAAUGACAGUAAGAUCACAAUUACUGAAGGAAAUCCCAAGGAUGUUAGAAAGAAGAUCUUGGAAGGCAUGAAGUCUCAAUUCAAUACCAAUCCUGAGGAGGAAAUGGCAUUUGAGCAAGCUAACAGAAGAGGCCCACAUCGAUCAAAAUCUAAGUUCAAACGUCAAAACUUUGAAAAUGAAGAAGAUUCUGCUGAAAUGGUUAGUAAAUCAGAAACACCAAAGAACUCAAGAGGAAGAGGAAGGCCACCAAGAACAACCCAGACAGAUAAGCCUCAGCAGAUAGCCAUUGAUGUUUUAAAAACUGAAGGUGAACUCAUUAGGAAUGAACUGGAUUCAAGCAGUGAGGCUGGUUCAGAAAGGAGUGAUUCAACCACAGGAGUUCCGGGCAUCAUUACUACAAGAAGAUCUCAAAGAACCAAUAUUAGCCGUACAUCAGCAACAGAAUUGUUGAAAGGCCUCUCUGAAACCCGGCCAAUCAAAAAGACCACAUCACCCCUAGAGCCUGAAUUAGUCAAACCAAUAGAUCUUCCAAGAAAACGUGGUAGACCAUGUAAGGGUGCAGUUCCGAUCGAACCGAAAACCGAAAACAUUACCGUUGAAGUGAGUGAGGAUACUGUCGUGGAAGAUGUCUCCAAAAUGGAGCAUAUGGCUUCACUGGGUUUACAGAGUAAAUCAAGUCCAGAUACUGCAGUUCAUCAAUCUGAAGUUGUUUCUUGUUUGGACGGUGCUAAUCUCUUAUGCGUAGAAUCGCGCCCAGCAUGCAAAAAGUUGCGGACCGAAGUGUUGCCCACCAAAACCAAUUCUACUGCCGAAAAUGAAACGCUGCAUACUUCCUCGGGUGUGGAUAUCUCGCUGUCGUCCGACAAUCUUGUGCGGGAAACAUCAGCCAAAAACAAUAUCAGUCAUACGUCGUUGGCAGAUGAAUCGAUUCUAGUCGGAAAUUCUCUGGAAAAUGAAGUUGAAUUAUCUAUUGUUGAAGAACAAGGGAAGCAAGUAGGCGAUCGUCAUACUCCUCUACAAGUUAACGGAAGUGCCUCCCUGCUUGUCGAGAAAACCAUCUUUACAUGUUCUUGUGUAGAGAACCAUCCUCCAGUGGCUACUGUUCCACCAGCUGCCACUUUAUAUUGUCAAGCUGUUGAUUCAGUUGGAGGAAAAUUGGUCGGCUGCUGCUUGGUGGCUAAUAGAAAGCGCUUCUAUCGGCCAUCCAAAAAGAUACCGUUUAUGAUUCUUUGCGACUCACACCGGGAUCGUAUUCGGAAACAUUUUUGCUGUCCUGGCUGCGGCCUAUUUUGCACUCAGGGAACUUUUCUUCAAUGUAGAGCCUUAGAAGGUUCUACUCAUUUCUUUCAUGCCGACUGCCAACGAGCGGGUCAAAAGAAGUCAUGCUUACACUGCCAGUGUGAUUCCGCUCUUACCGAAAUUCGCUUACAGAUGAAAACUUGCGCUGUACCUGUAUUCUGCAAUGAUGCAAAAUUGUUAAAAACAAUUCCGACCGCAAAGAUUUCCCGCCUACCAUCACGGGAAAUUCCCAGAAUCGUUUCAGAGACAUCAUGUCCCCGCUAUCUCUCUUCUCAACUUGUCUUACCGUCAGGCAAAGUAAUUGAUGCUAAUAGUAUUCCUCCGUCUCUUAACAAAGAAAUGCUACAACGCAUUUUGAAGUCAUUUGAAACCACUGGCAAAAGUUCGUCAAGCAACAAGAGUCUUUACGUAGCGGCGAAAAACGGCGAUAUCGAGCGGGUCGUCGAGUGCUUAAGACAAGGACAGAAUGUGAAUACUACCUACCAGGAUGGAGAAGGCCAAACGGCACUACAUGCCGCAGCUUAUGGUGGCCAUUUGGCAUUGGUCCACAUCAUUUUGCAGAGCGGAGCGGCACUCGACAAGCUGGAUCGGUCGCAAAAUACACCCUUAAGCUUGGCCCUGAUCCAAGGUCAUAAUGAAACUGUCAAAUACCUUGCCAUAGCUGGAUCGUGUACAUCGCUCAAGGGGGAAGGCGGGAUGACUGCCCUUCACUUGGCGUGCAAAAACGGCAAUUUAGAAGCUUGCCAUUAUAUCAUGACCCUGGGAAACGGGAGAAGUUUCAUUAAUGCACAAGAUGAUGGUGGUUGGACGCCGCUGGUGUGGGGAUGUGAACAUCAGCGCGUAGACAUAGUCAAGUAUUUACUUCAGUGUAAGGCAGAUCCUAAUGUGCGUGAUGCAGAGCAGAACGUCGCUUUGCAUUGGGCAGCUUACUCUGGGUCAGUCGAUAUAGUUGCACUUCUGCUUGAUCAAGGGUGUGAUGUGAACGCUGCAAACGUACAUGGCGACACGCCAUUGCAUACUGCAAGUCGUCGUGACAACUGUGAAUGCGCUUUGCUUCUGAUAACUAGAGGUGGACGUUUUGACCUACGGAAUAAAGAGAAUCAAUUAGCUUUAGAAGUUUGUCCAGAUAAGCAUUGUCACUCAGCGCUGCUUUUGGCGCUCAACAUGAAACUCCAACAAUUCACCCAAACACCAUGCACCGAAUCCGAAAAACUACUCUCAAAUGACAUCACCAAAGGAAAAGAGGCCAACCCUAUUCAAUGCGUAAAUGGAUAUGACGACGAGCCAAAACCACAAGAUUUUAUAUACAUCACAGAAAAUUGCUUCACGAGCCCGUUGCACGUCGAUCGCACCAUUAACUCACUUACCUUUUGCGAGUGCGUCGGGGACUGCUCAGUCGGUUGCAAUUGUUCGAGUCUCAGUUUUCGCUGCUGGUACGACGACGAAGGCAAACUCCUAUCCGACUUCAAUUUUGCAGAUCCCCCAAUGUUGUUCGAAUGCAAUCGUGCUUGCCAGUGUCAUCGAGGGUCGUGCAAUAAUCGUUUAGUUCAACAUGGAAUUACCUCACGGUUAGUUCUCUUCCGUAUCGAAAACAAAGGCUGGGGAGUCAGAGCCGCCCAAACUAUUGCAAAAGGCUCCUACGUCUGCGAGUACAUUGGAGAAAUCAUCACUGACUUUGAAGCUGACCAACGUGAAGAUGAUUCUUAUCUUUUCGAUUUGGAUAAUAAGGAUGGAGAAACAUACUGCAUUGACGCCCGGCGUUACGGCAAUAUAGCCCGCUUCAUCAAUCAUUCUUGCGAUCCUAACUUGAUUCCAGUUAAGGCUUAUAUUGAUCACCACGAUUUGAAGUUCCCGCGUAUCGCGUUUUUCGCCUCCCGAGAUAUUGAAGCGAAUGAAGAAUUAGCUUUUGAUUAUGGGGACAAGUUCUGGAUAAUUAAGUAUAAAACGUUUACCUGUUCGUGUCUCUCGCCAAAAUGUAAGUACUCGCAGCAAACUAUUCAUCGGACUGUAGAGGAGUAUCGGCGGUGUCUGCAACUUCAGGAACUCGAAAACGGCUACCAGCACUCCUAACUAUAGUUUUCAAAAAAAGAAAUCCCCGAUUUCUCCAAGUUAUGCAUGCAUUCUCCGACUUGACAUUACUCUUCCCAAUUUCAAUAUUUGUCUCACACUGUUUUAAAGUUAUGUAAAAAAAAAAGAACUGUUAAUUGAUUUACGAAAAUGCAACUUAGAUUCAACAUUACUCAAAACCUUACCUCCACCACUUCCCUUACAAUCCUGCUCCUAUCCUAGCCGCAAGUUUACUUUAAAUACCUGCGAAACAUUAAUGAACUCAAUUCGGUAAAAUUUUGACAAAUGCGUUUACCAUUUCCCGACUACUUAAUUUCAAAAUACUUGUAUCCUAAUGAAUUAUUCUUUGUUCAAAAGCAACUUUAGGAUUCUUAAUCAUGCGCGUCAAAAUAAAUUUGCGUAUAUCAAGAAUCCUAAUGUAGCUACAUUUCGAUCAGUAAGUGCAAUCUGUUUUUGUCCUAGUCUAAUGUUUUUUGUUUUUUUAAAUAGUAAGAUCGCGAAUGUCCCUUAUUUCUACUGCCCUUUUUAAUGUCAAUGGUAGCUCUACUUUAAAUGGGUAACACUAUUUGAUUCAACUGAUUCGUGAGUGAUUUCCCCUUCUCUUUUGUAAAUAAAUCUCACCUGAAUUUCUGUCCAAGUCUCGUCUUGCAAUUUCCUCUCCUGUACUUGUCACGUUGGCAAAAAUAUACCUCGUUUCGCGUA
Daphnia carinata is the source of this 4436-nucleotide messenger RNA. It is a transcript of the gene G9a, whose product is annotated as histone-lysine N-methyltransferase EHMT2-like. NCBI's taxonomy places the organism in Eukaryota, Metazoa, Arthropoda, Branchiopoda, Diplostraca, Daphniidae. Gene Ontology annotation, cellular component: nucleus. The record is from RefSeq and is a predicted model, not a curated record. The coding region runs from base 183 to 3737 and encodes 1184 amino acids. The transcript has 13 exons. Gene Ontology annotation, molecular function: p53 binding; protein-lysine N-methyltransferase activity; zinc ion binding.